Molecule: messenger RNA, 621 nt
Organism: Suillus subaureus
Lineage: Eukaryota; Fungi; Basidiomycota; Agaricomycetes; Boletales; Suillaceae
Exons: 6
Coding region: 1-621 (206 amino acids)
Cellular component (GO): cytoplasm
Molecular function (GO): 5'-deoxynucleotidase activity
Source: RefSeq, a predicted model, not a curated record
AUGGACGAGUCUGAGGUCGCUCUUCCUGCUAAACGCGUGUUUCCACCGUUGUAUGUAUCGACUGGUGACGCGUCCAUCGACAGGCUGGCAUUCUUCCACGUUCUAGAAAGAUUAAAGAGAGGUUCGCGAUGCAUAGCAUGGCAUGACUCACUCACUCGCGUGUCUGAUAGUAUAUCAGAUCACAUGUACCGCAUGGCUAUACUCGCUAUGUGUACAUGCGUUAUGAUGGCUGUCGUGCACGACCUUGCUGAAGCGCAAGUGGGUGACAUCACGCCUCGAGAAGGAAUUUCGAAACAGGAAAAGCAGCGCUUAGAGGCGGAAGCGAUGCACAAUUUUGUGCAUGAUAUGCUCCAUGGUUCCCUAGCAGCGCUACGAAUCGAAGCUCUCUGGAACGCAAGUCUUGCAUCGCUCAAGAUGGCUCAAUUCAAGGCUGAUGCUUUACGCAGGAAUACGAGAAGGGGAGAAACGAAUGAAGCAAGGUUCGUCAAAGCAAGCGAGUAUGAAACGGCGCAUGGGCUGGAUCUUCAGCCGUUUUUUGAUUCCAGCUUGCCUUAUUUGCGUCAUCCGGAGGUCAAGCGGUGGGGUGAGGAUUUGGCACAGACUCGUUCGCGGUCGCACUAG